AUGGCGUCAGGGCAUCUGACCAGACCUCUGGUUGCGGCCGGGUGUUGCCAGUGGCCAGACCAAGAUAGUUCCCCGGCCAGACCCACGUUCCCUGUCGGCUUUCGCAUCCCUGUGUCGCCCGAGAGCGGAGAGCAAGGCUGCAUGGGCGAUCAGCAGCGGCAACGAGCGUCGUGCGAGAUGGGUCAGAUCGCAACGUUGGGCGGGUCAGUAAGGGCGAGCGCUGCUCUGCAGGAGGCAGCGUUGGCGGGCAGGGAGGACAUGCGGCCAACCUCCGAGCAAGCAGACAUGGACAGGCACCGCGUGCCACGCAGACGGAGAGGGAGACGGAUACCAACGACCCGCAAGGUCGCGGCGAUUGGCGGCCACUGGGAUUCUCGAAAGCAGGCGGAGUGUCUCGCGGAUCGCAGCAUUUUCUUGCGACUGCGAGGCGUCGGACAGGCCGCCGCAAUCGUGGCGGGAUCGCCGGGUGGAAAGAGGGCAGACAGGACAGACAGGGCAGGAGGAGAGGAGGAGGAAACAUUCCUCCGCCGCCGAGCGGAUUCCGAUGGCGAGAUAGGAUACCAACAGGAAGGAUGGGAUGCCAGCAUAAUCGACUGGAUCCCCAUCGGAUCCCGAUGGAGCCUGCAGACUUUGAUCGCUGAGGCACCUUGCACAGACCAGGGGGUCCUCGGAGCGCGGGGACAGGAUGUUGUCGGAAGCAGACAGGUUGAUCGAUGUCGGUGGUGA
Polychytrium aggregatum is the source of this 726-nucleotide messenger RNA. RefSeq lists its product as uncharacterized. The transcript has a single exon. The record is from RefSeq and is a predicted model, not a curated record. NCBI's taxonomy places the organism in Eukaryota, Fungi, Chytridiomycota, Chytridiomycetes, Polychytriales. The coding region runs from base 1 to 726 and encodes 241 amino acids.